GCGAGGCGACUUCGGCUGCUCGGUCGCUUUCACCUCCAUCCUGAAGUGUCCUGCCCUGGCUGAGGCCGGAGCCUUCUCCCCAGGUCCGGGGCUGAGGCUUUCUCCCCCGGGGUGAGAAUGGAGGCUGAUCCCUUUCUCCAAAGCCGAGGCUCGGCCGGUGCUCCUGCGACCAGGCUGAAGCCUCUCCUCCUCCCCGCCGCGUCUGGGCUGGAGCAGAGGCUGAGCAUUCUGGUCAUACACCCACACGGGCACUCGGCUCUGAUCCUGAGGUCACAGCUGGGCUCCCUGCCUUCCACCUCCCUUUGGGCCCACCUGCUCCCUCACUCACCCCGGGCCAUCUCAGGGCGCCAGGGCCUGGAAGGCUGCAGCCUCUUCCCUCUCUCCUGGGAGCGCUUCCUCUCCUUCCCCUGCACUGCUUGCAGCCACUGCCCCCUCAGCAGCUGUGCCCCCAGCAUCUGUCUCCUGGGGCCUCCCUCCUCUCCCUGCCCAGCAGAGCAGUUGGAGCAGACAGCCAGGCUGCCCGGUAGACUUUUUGGUGGGGCUUCUGCACUGAGGUGGAAGCCCAGCAAAACCUGCCCUGUCUUCCCUCCAUACCCCUAGCCCACAAGGCAGCCCACCCCGACCCUCAGAUCUCUCCCUGGUUUGGAGAAUCCUGCUGAGAGUGAGCAGUAGCAGUAUUCUCCAAAGCUUCCAGCUUGGCACCUGGAGGAAGGUCACUUUCUUUUGAGCAAAGGAGAUAAUGGGAGGUACCCUGCCAGUGUUCACUGAGAGGCGGGGGUGGCAUGGGCUACAGUUGCUCUGGGAGGGUUGUGGCACCCGGGGCUGGGUGGCUCUCCCUAAGCUUGCUCUGACAAAAGAGUUUUUGAGUUGGUCUUUUGGCUGAGCCUGCCGAGGAAGGCAGGCUCCUGCAGGAGUCUUGGAGGGUCGGAUGCAGCGCCGGAUGAGGAUGAGGCGUGGCGGAAGAUGCGUUUGGCUCUGCAGACACUGCAUCGGGCAGCAGGGGACUCUGGGAGGCUGGUGCAGCCAGAACGCAUGGCUCUUGACAGCCUUCUAGUAGAAUCUCUGGAAUUGUGCAUGACAGAAGAGGAAAGAAACUAACGGGUAUUGAGCACCUACUGUGUGCCAGGCCCAGGCCAGGUCCCUCUCGCCUCCAGCCACUCUAUGCAGACUUGCUGCCUGCUAUGUCACCAGGAACGCAAAGGCUGGGAAGAAGGCUCUUCUCAAAAUGGACUGGUGUUGCAGGGUGAGAAGCUGCCCCCUGACUUCAUGCCAAAGCUCGUCAAGAAUCUCCUAGGCGAGAUGCCUUUAUGGGUCUGCCAGAGUUGCCGAAAGAGCAUGGAGGAAGAUGAAAGGCAGACAGGUCGAGAACAUGCAGUGGCGAUCUCCUUGUCACAUACAUCCUGCAAAUCGCAGUCUUGUGGGGGUGACUCUCAUUCAUCCUCGUCUUCCUCUUCAUCGUCCUCGUCCUCGUCCUCCUCCUCCUGCCAUGGGAACUCAGGGGACUGGGAUCCCAGCUCCUUCCUGUCAGCACAUAAGCUCUCGGGCCUCUGGAACUCCCCACACUCCAGUGGGGCCAUGCCAGGCAGCUCACUUGGGAGUCCUCCUACCAUCCCCGGUGAGGCUUUCCCCAUCUUGGAGCACCACCAGCACUCAGACCUCACUGCUCCCCCUAACAGCCCCACCGGCCACCACCCACAGCCAGCAUCUCUGAUCCCAUCUCACCCUGGCUCCUUUGGCUCCCUACCCCACCCACACCUGCUGCCUGCCACCCCGGCAGCACCUUUCCCUGCCCAGGCUUCAGAGUGCCCCGUUGCUGCCGCUGCCCCCCACACCCCAGGGCCGUGUCAGAGCCCCCACCUGCCCUCCACCAGCAUGCCGCUCCUGAAGAUGCCUCCGCCAUUCUCAGGGUGCAGCCACCCCUGCAGCGGGCACUGCGGUGGGCACUGCAGCGGGCCUCUCCUCCCGCCACCGAGCUCUCAGCCACUCCCUAGCACUCACAGCAGAGACCCUGGGUGCAAGGGGCACAAGUUUGCACACAGUGGCCUGGCCUGCCAGCUGCCCCAGCCCUGCGAGGCAGAUGAGGGGCUGGGUGAGGAAGAGGAUAGCAGCUCCGAGCGAAGCUCCUGCACCUCGUCCUCCACCCACCAGAGAGACGGGAAGUUCUGCGACUGCUGCUACUGUGAGUUCUUCGGCCACAAUGCGCCACCCGCUGCCCCGACGAGUCGGAAUUAUACCGAGAUCCGGGAGAAGCUCCGCUCAAGGCUGACCAGGCGGAAAGAGGAGCUGCCCAUGAAGGGGGGCGCCCUGGGCGGGAUCCCUGGGGAGCCCGCCGUGGACCACCGAGAUGUGGAUGAGCUGCUGGAAUUCAUCAACAGCACGGAGCCCAAAGUCCCCAACAGCGCCAGGGCCGCCAAGCGGGCCCGGCACAAGCUGAAAAAGAAGGAAAAGGAGAAGGCCCAGUUGGCAACAGACACUCUAAAGCAGGUGAAUAGUGUUUCUGGAAGCCGGGAGCCAAGGCCUGCCAGCGAGAGGCUCUUGGAGUGGCCUGACCAGGAACUGGAUCGGGUCAACAGCUUCCUGAGCAGUCGUCUGCAGGAGAUCAAGAACACUGUCAAGGACUCCAUCCGUGCCAGCUUCAGUGUGUGUGAGCUCAGCAUGGACAGCAAUGGCUUCUCUAAGGAGGGGGCUUCUGAGCCCGAGCCCCAGAGUCUACCCCCCUCAAACCUCAGUGGCUCCUCAGAGCAGCGGCCUGACAUCAACCUUGACCUGUCCCCUUUGACUUUGGGCUCCCCCCAGAACCACACGUUACAAGCUCCAGGCGAGCCAGUCCCACCAUGGGCAGAAAUGAAAGGCCCCCACCCACCAUGGACAGAGGUGAGGGGCCCCCCUCCUGGUAUCAUCCCUGAGAAUGGGCUAGUGAGGAGACUCAACACAGUGCCCAACCUGUCCCGGGUGAUCUGGGUCAAGACACCCAAGCCAGGCAACCCUAGCUCUGAGGAGCCAAGUUCAAAGGAGGUCCCUAGUUGCAAGCAGGAGCUACCUGAGGCUGUGGCCUCAGGUGGGAAGCCACGGAAGGGCAAAAGACAGGGCAGUCAGACCAAGAAGAGCGAGGUGAGCCCGAUCCCCGGGGUCCCGGCCAGCCUGGAGGCUCUCAGUGCUAAGGGCCACAGCCCUGGCCCCAAGCAGCCAGGCAAGGUCCCAGAGCCUCCCAAAGUGGGCACCUGUGGCGAGGCUGGAGUGGGGAGCCGGGGGAGCCGGCCAGGACCAGGUUGGUCUGGAAGCCCCAAAACUGAGAAGGAGAAGGGCAGCUCCUGGCGAAACUGGCCAGGCGAGGCCAAGGCACGGCCUCCGGAGCAGGAGUCUGUGCAGCCCCCAGGCCCAACAAGGCCACAAAGCUUGCCCCAGGGCAAGGGCCGCAGCCGCCGCAGCCGCAACAAGCAGGAGAAGCCGGCCUCCUCCUUGGACGAUGUGUUCCUGCCCAAGGACAUGGAUGGGGUGGAGAUGGAUGAGACUGACCGAGAGGUGGAGUACUUCAAGAGGUUCUGUUUGGAUUCUGCAAAGCAAACUCGUCAGAAAGUUGCUGUGAACUGGACCAACUUUAGCCUCAAGAAAACCACUCCCAGCACAGCUCAGUGAGGCCCUGCCCAGAAUGAGCUUUGUCAGGGCGUCCUGAGACCUCGACUGCCAGUUGAAAGUCUACACUUUGUCCCUCCAUGUGCCCUGCCUGCCCGACCAAGACCCUCCCUGCUCCCCGCCAUCCUUGACCAACCAAAAGCUGAACGGAUGCCAGACUGUGCUGGGGCCCCUCAGGACCUCGGCAGAGCCGCUUCCUGGUGCUACGAAGCCUCCACACUCAGAGCCCAGGCACUGGGCUGGCCUGUGGGCCGGGGGCUGAUGGUACUGCUGGCCCAAACUGCUCUCUUUGUGUUCGGUUUUUUGUUUUUAUUUUAUUUUUUUUCCAAUUCUUUUGAUACUGUGAAGAUCUUUCAUGCUGAAAGAUAAAGCAACAUUUGGACACAGA
This is a messenger RNA of Propithecus coquereli (Coquerel's sifaka), 4021 nucleotides long. RefSeq names its product family with sequence similarity 193, member B (gene FAM193B). The coding region runs from base 1162 to 3636 and encodes 824 amino acids. Lineage: Eukaryota; Metazoa; Chordata; Mammalia; Primates; Indriidae. The record is from RefSeq and is a predicted model, not a curated record. Gene Ontology annotation, cellular component: cytoplasm; nucleus. The transcript has 11 exons.